UAUGGUUAUUAGGCGUGCAUUUAUUUUUACAUCCUUUCAGCAAGUACCCAGUGACCCCAUUGGGCCAGACCCUCUCUCAGAUGUAGAGAUCGACUACAAUAAAGAACAAAAUAGAUAAGAUCCCAUCCUCUUAGGGCAUGUGUUUUAGUUCGGAAGAGAGGAAACUAAAUAGUUACAGAUGAGGCUGAGUGCUCAGUUUGAGAAGAGCAGAGUCGAGGGAGGGACUCAGAGAUCUUUAAGCAGAUUCUGGGAAGCGAAUUUCAGGCAGAAAGCACACAAAAAAGAGUAAGCGAGAAAGAGCCUGACACGGGGCACGGACCGAGACAUUGUAACUGAACAUCGAGUGACGUCCGACCGGUAGGCAGGGGCUUUGUGGGUCUUGUGAGGAGGUUUGGAAAUUGAGAGUUAUUUUUUUGGACGUGGUAAGUGACUUACCUAAGUGGGUCAGGUGAAAGAGUCAAUAAUCACCUGGAUAAGAGUUUGACACUAGGGGCAGUGAUACGGGCUGCUCAGGGAAGUGGCCUAUGGACUGAGAGGUAAAUUUGGCCAUCAUUACUGUAUAGCUCCCAGCUCGUUGGUGGCUCAGAUGGUAAAGAAUCUGCCUGCAGUGUAGGAGACCCAGGUUCGAUCCCUAGUCAGGAAGAUCCCCUGGAGAAAGGAAUGGCUACCCACUCCAGUAUUCUUGCCUGGAGAAUCCCAUGAACAGAGGAGCCUGAUGGGCUGCAGUCGGUGAGGUCCCAAAGAGUCUAAGCUACAGCCACCAUGAAGAACUCUCCUUCAGGGCCCCGUGGACGCCACCACAGCACCGCCUCACCUGCAGAGCGGGCGUUCCCCACGGCCCUGCCCCGGAAGGCCCCUCUCAACACUCCUGGCACCCCAGUCCUGGAAGACUUCCCUCAGAAUGACGAUGAGAAGGAGAAGCUGCAGCGGCGGCGCUCCAGGGUCUUUGACUUGCAGUUCAGCACAGACUCCCCACGCUUGCUGGCCUCCCCGCAUUUGCUGGCCUCCCCCUCCGGCAGGAAUGUUGAUGUUUCAGCUACAAUGCCCAAGUUUACAAAUACACAGAUUACUGAACAUUACUCCACCUGUAUCAAACUUUCUACUGAAAAUAAAAUCACCACCAAGAAUGCUUUCGGCUUGCACUUGAUUGAUUUUAUGUCAGAGAUUCUUAAACAGAAAGAUGCCGAACCGACCAACUUUAAAGUAGCUGCUGGCACUUUGGAUGCCAGCACCAAGAUCUAUGCUGUGCGUGUAGAUGCCGUCCAUGCAGAUGUAUACAAAGUCCUAGGGGGGCUGGGCAAGGAUGCGCCACCUCCGGAAGAAGCAGAGGACCAUGGUGCAGAUGGAAGUGCAACUGAAACAGGAACAGCCAAGAAGGCCCCAAAGCCAAGGAAGAAGCACUCAUGCAAAACCAUCGAGCAGAAUGUAAACAACCUCAAUGUCUCCAACGCUGAUCGGAAGUACGAGGUCGACCCCAUGUUCCAGAAGACAGCAGCCUCGUUUGACGAGUGCAGCACUGCAGGCGUGUUCCUCUCCACCCUCCACUGCCCAGACUACAGGAGCGAGCUGCUGUUCCCCACCGACAUCCAGACCCUCUCCAGCGGGGAGCCUCCUGAGCUGCCGGAUUUGGGCUGGGUGGAAAUGACCGACUUAAAAGCGGCCCUGCAGCAGUGCGCGGAAGAUCGCCAAAUCUGCCCUUCCCUGGCCGGCUUCCAGUUCACUAAAUGGGACAGUGAAGCACAUAAUGAGUCAGUGUCAGCCCUGGUGGACAAGUUUAAGAAGAGCGACCAGGUGUUUGACCUCAAUGCCGAGGUGGAGGACAGUGACUGCGAGGACUUCCCCAACGGGCCCCUGGAGGAUGACUUCGAUGCCAAUGAUGAAGCAGAGCAGACCGCAGCGGGGGACCGCACCGAGCUCGGGAGCUGGAAGGAGCCCUGCCAGGUUCAAAGCUGCCAAGACGAAGUGAUUCCCCUUGGGGACGGAGACAUUUGGACCUUGUGUCCCCUUCUGUCCAUGAAGCCUGGAGAGUAUUCCUACUUUAGCCCCCGCACCAUGUCGAUGUGGGCUGGCCCGGAUCACUGGCGCUUUAGACCUCGACACAAAUGUGAUACUGCUUCACAAUCAGAGCAUAGAAAGAAGAGCUCGAAGGAUUUUAAAAUUGACUUUGACGAUGAUAUUGACUUUGAUGUACAUUUUCGAAAAACAAAGGCUGUUACUGUUCUGACCAAGUUCACUUUGGAGAACCAGAGUUGGAGAGCCACUACUCUUCCUACAGAUUUCCAGUAUGAGACUAAAGAUCUGGUCCAGCUGCAUCUCAAACCAGGCACCAGGUUACUGAAGGUGGCCCAAGGCCAGAAGGCAGGGACCGAGCAUGAUGAAGAAAUUGGAGACUAUGAUUACAACAACCCUAACGACACCUCCAACUUCUGCCCUGGGUUACAGGCCGCUGACAGCGAUUAUGAAGAGUCCGAUGACUUGUUUGUGGGACCAGCUGGAACCCUUGACCAUUCUGAUCAUCCGUCUGCGACAACACAAGGCAACGGUGAGGCAUCUGAAGUCCACGGACCGGACAUCACCACUUACGGGGAGUCAAACCUGGUAGCUGAGCCUCAGAAGGUAAAUAAAAUUGAAAUUCAGUAUGCCAAGACUGCCAAAAAGAUGGACAUGAAGAAGUUGAAGCAGAGCAUGUGGAGUCUGCUGACGGAGAUCCCCAAGCAGGCAGACGCAGAGGUAAACCACAGUGAGAAUGGAGAAGCAGGACCCUUUGAGGAGGGGGCUGACAAGAAACUCAGCAGUCUCACAAAGGACCUGCAGAAGAGCCUGCCUCCCCUUAUGGCUCAGAACCUCUCCAUACCUCUGGCCUUUGCGUGUCUCCUACAUUUAGCCAAUGAAAAGAAUCUGAAGCUGGAAGGAACCAAGGAUCUUUCAGAUGUUCUGGUGCGGCAGGAGGACUGAGCUCGUGGGGGGCGGUCCUCGCUCCCACAGUGACCAGGAUGCCCACACUUGGGGCUGAGAUGCCAGGGGUCUGAGGCGAAGCCUCAGCGACUGCCAGCACGCCUUCUCUCCUUCACCGUCUGGGAACCAGCUCCCUGACCAACUCUUGUCCUUGAUGGAAGCUUUCUGUUCUGUGGUGAGCACCUAGGAGGGAAGAGAGGGCAAGGAUACUGGCCCUGAUCACGGAAGCAGUGUCCACUCUUCGUAUCCACGUAGUUUGUCUUCUCACUGCUCUGUUCUCCAUACUUUAUUCUUGUAGAAAAGAAUUUCCCAGUAGGCACUUGUCCUUUAAUAGCUACCAAAACCUUGUAUAUAAAAUAUACCAUUUAUGUGCCUAUAAAUGUGUAUAUAAGCUUAAAAAUAAAAUCCUUUGAGUAGUUUGUUGA
Molecule: messenger RNA, 3380 nt
Organism: Dama dama (fallow deer)
Lineage: Eukaryota; Metazoa; Chordata; Mammalia; Artiodactyla; Cervidae
Gene: NCAPH
Product: non-SMC condensin I complex subunit H
Exons: 18
Coding region: 763-2955 (730 amino acids)
Biological process (GO): mitotic chromosome condensation
Cellular component (GO): condensin complex
Molecular function (GO): chromatin binding
Source: RefSeq, a predicted model, not a curated record